Molecule: messenger RNA, 1098 nt
Organism: Penicillium samsonianum
Lineage: Eukaryota; Fungi; Ascomycota; Eurotiomycetes; Eurotiales; Aspergillaceae
Product: quinone oxidoreductase family protein
Exons: 1
Coding region: 1-1098 (365 amino acids)
Biological process (GO): cellular response to oxidative stress
Cellular component (GO): cytoplasm
Molecular function (GO): quinone reductase (NADPH) activity
Source: RefSeq, a predicted model, not a curated record
AUGUCUGCAAUCUUAUCAACCCCCAACACCAGCACCACGCCUGACCAACCAGGUCACUGGGUCGUCACCGAAUUUGGAACUCCAUCCGUACUGAAAUGGGAAUCCUGGGACCCCAAUUCUGAGUUUUCUGCCGACAAAGUCCUCGUCCGCAUCAUCGUUGUCGGCAUCGCUGGAGUGGACAACAUACAACGAGCAGGUGGAUAUCCCCUCCCACAAACACUCAAACCGGGCUUUACAACGGGAUAUGACUGUGUCGGUGAGGUCGUUGCGCUUGGCGACUCGGUGCCGAGAGAGAGUGGAUUGGCAGUUGGAGACCGAGUUGCCUCCGUGUGCAUUACCGGUGCACAUGCCACUCAUAUUGUCCUGUCGUACACGGAACUUAUCCGCAUUGAACAUACCGAUGAUCCUGUUAAGGUGGCAACUCUGCCGCUUAACUACAUGACGGCCUGGGGCAUGCUCAAGCAUAGCGGAGUCCAACUACCUCCUGGCUCGAGCAUCCUUAUCGGUUCGGCGAGCGGUGGCCUCGGCACUGCUGUUGCGCAGCUAGUCACAGCCUUUGACAUGGAUAUCAAGAUGAUAGGAACUUGCUCGCCCUCUAAAUUCAACUACCUCAGAUCCCUCGGCGUGGAGCCGGUAGACCGCAAUGCGCCCGAUCUUGUCGAGCAGGUUCGGGCGCUGACAGACGGGGAAGGGGUAGACGUUGCGUAUGAUGGGGUUUGCAGCGAGGCUAGUCUCCAAAGGAGCCUCUCUGCGACAAAGGCAGACGUCGGAAGGGUCGUUGUGUUCGGAGUCAUGUCGGAGAUUGCGACGGAUGGAAGUGGGAUGCAGCUAAGCGUGGGGGAGAUCCUCGCAUCGCGGCUGCAACCACGCAUGAGCUUUUAUGGUGUCGAUCUGUAUUACUCCAGUAAUGCUGGACUGGCUGACUUUUACGGCAUUUUGGAAAAGGUUCGGAGCGGGAAGCUGGAGCCGGUUAUUGCUAAGCUGUUUCGGUUGAGUGAGGCUGUGGAAGCACAUGAAGAUCUGAUCUCAGGAAGUAUCGCUAAGGGCAAGAUGCUGUUCAUUGUCGAUGCAGACCUGGCUGCUCAGCAUGAUAUAUAA